ACAUUCGCGAUCUUAUCGGAGCUCGACAUCGAAACGCGCGCCUCAGAGGUGUUGACAGCAAAGUGCCCCUCUUGCUUGACAUCUAUUACUUCAUACAAGAUGGAGCCCUGUCCCUUUUGCACUAUCUCUCCCAAGAGCGAGAAGUCGUGGAGUUACUCCCUUGCGCGGCAUCUCUCUUUUAUGGAUGAUACCGCCGAGUUGCGUCACCCGAGCAUCUCCUCCGACACUGUACAGAACUGGCUUGGAUUCACGCCGAAAGAAUUCAACAUACUGUCAAUGAUCGAGCGAGCGCAGCUCAAAAAACGGCACUAUUUGGAGCGCUUCAAGGUUUAUUUCAAGGUCUCUUGGUCUGAUUUUAAGAAGCAGCAAGUCGUCCAUAUUAUCGCAAUCGAACAAGCUCAUCUCCCGGAACUCGAAAACCUGAACCACGCUUCGAUUUGAUCGUUCUUAUCCUGUGCCUUUGUGCAGGUUGUGAUCUUUGCGCAUAUAUCAUCUCCUAAACACCCCCAGUAUUUCUCGCGUUAACAUGCCAGGGGUGGAAACAC
Gamsiella multidivaricata is the source of this 545-nucleotide messenger RNA. RefSeq lists its product as uncharacterized. Lineage: Eukaryota; Fungi; Mortierellomycota; Mortierellomycetes; Mortierellales; Mortierellaceae. The record is from RefSeq and is a predicted model, not a curated record. The transcript is spliced from 4 exons. Bases 100 to 441 code for a protein of 113 amino acids.